GAGUGGCAUGCUCAUACACCUCUCCUUCUGCCCCCAGGGGGCUCCUCCUCUUCCCCGCACAGCAGCUGCGCCUCACACACACAGGCUUUGUCUAUCUCCUCGCUUAUUGUAUGUACAGCAGCAUUGCUCCUGGCUGGGUGACAGUGCGGGCACAUAGCGCUUCUUCCCAGUGUCCCGUACUGAGCGGGCACCGGCAGGCACAUGCCACCUCCCUGCUGCCUGUCACUCCCUGCUCAGGCUGUGUGAUCCGCACUCUGGGGCAGCAGCGCCGCCUCCCUGCCAUAGCGCCCUCCCCAUGUCACUUCUGGGCUACUGCUGCCUUUUAAACUCCCCGCAAUUAUAUCUCAGGUCCCUGCUGCUGCUGCUGGCACACUUCCAGCUAUAACUCCGCUCCACUGUGCUGGGACAGUCCUGGAAGUCCUGCGCGAGAGUCGCUGCCAGCAGCCCGGCCACCUGCCCACACACCGUACGCUGCUGCUGCCCCGCAGGUGACUAUGGAGAGGGAGAAGAAGACCAGCAGUUUCCGGAGGCUGGGAAGGUUCUUCAAGAGCCGACCUGCUGACCAUGAGAAAGGGGACAGCGAGGGGCUGCAAGGUGCAAGGCAGUCCGGGGGGGAGCAGCCCGGGGACAGAACUCUGUCUAGCGAGCAGCCCGCACAGGGCGCCUUUAUCCCAGAGAGCAAAAGGAAACCAUUCGGUAGCUGGAGACAGAAAAGGAAAAGUUUACCUUCUGUGUCUACAUCGCCACCCUCAUCCCCUGGCCGCUCUGACUCCAGCGACAGAUCUUAUGAUGCUCAAGAUGGCGAUCAAGAUUCAAGGGCAUAUUCGCCCACCACAGAAGACCCUCACACCUUCUUCUCCAAUGUGAAAGAACCACAUACCAAUUUACAAGAAAAUGUGGAUAAGUCUAGAUCACCAUCUGCAGAAUCACCUAAGAAAGACACCACAAAGAAACCUGUCCUGGGGAAAUUUGGGAAUCUUUUUAACUCCACUAAGAAAAAACAGAGCAAAGGUAUUGGUGAGUUGGCCACAAGCCCUACUAAUGAAAAGACACUCACUUAUAAGUCCAGUGAAAAAGAGACUGCAAGGGAGCGAAAGAGAGUUCAGAUCUCAGUAACUUCUAGCUCCAAAGUACAUACUCGGGCUUUUGGUACUAUCAGUGUACAGUCUGUAUCAGAUCAGCCUCCCCAGCACAUCUCCAAGGAAUCUGCAUUACCUGUAGGUCAAAGUGAAAAAGAAACUACAAAUAGUAACAUUGAUAUUGGACUUACUAAUGAGGAUAAAGAAAGAGACCCUUCAGUUGAAGAGGUAGUGGAAACUAGUGCUGCAGUAGCUGAAAGUCCUGCUGUUCUGCCUGAAGCCUUUUCUGACACGAGUCAAAAGCCUGCACCGAGCACAACCCCUAAAGUGGACAAGCAAAGUAGCACAGAAAAGAGUGUCCGGCCCCUGACACAGUCACCUGGGAAGAGAAUUUCUACAGAGUCCAGUGUCAGAAGACUGCAGGUAAUUUCACAAGAAAUUAAUAUUUCUAAAGAUGAGUCACCCAAAUUUUCGACAAGGAAAACUACCAAAUUCUCCAGCAGAAUAACCGACUCAAAAUUAAAAAUACCAGAUAGAUCAGUUCAUAAGUCAGACAGCACAGAAAAACUAAAUACUGCAAAAUUAACAGUGCAGGUCCCAUCACACAAUCAUACAGUGGACCAAGAGGCAGUGGCAGCAGAAUUGAACUCGUCUUGUGAUGCGGAAGAUCCCAGUAACGGAUCAAAUAAAUCGGCAAGUAUAAGUGACGCCUCACCUGCUCUCAGUCCUACAGAGAGUGAUAUCUUUGCUGGAUCAGAGCAAGAGAAGCCAGGAGGAAACGGUUCUAGUGACAACACAAGUAUUGCAAAGGUUUUAUCUUUUGAUAUCUAUCUAAGUAAAACUGUUGGGACAAGUUCUCCAACAUCCACAAGAGCCUGCAGCAACGGAGAGGCAAUGGAAAAAAGUCCCAUUAACAGAAAAAAUAGCAAGAAGAGACGCUCACUAAAGUCUCAGAGUAGUCAAAAUGAUGAAAAGAAAACAGAGAAUACUCCCCUGCACGACAAUGUGUUUGAGUAUAACUUUGAAGGGGUUAGGGAAUAUUCCACCUCUCCUGAUAGUAAUAUAAAACCUGUCCCUCUGUCACCAGAGUAUAAUGGCACUGCAUCAGCCAACCAAGAAAUAAAGGCGGGAGCUAAUCACAAACUGUUGCCCAAGGGUGAUUCAGACAAAGAUAAACAGGAACACCCAGCCUCCAGCCCUAUGAGGAAAAAAAGUCAGUCUGCCUGGGUUCCCUCUUCUCCAACAGCUCGGAAAGCACAGACUAGAGAUCCUCUGUUUAGAAAUCAAGCUGCAGCAGCCUCUGCCAAAGCAACUGAGUUUAACCAGGCUGUUCCUGUUUCUACAACAAAAGACGCCUACGUGGAAAAGGCAUCUGUUUCUGAUUCCUUAACUGGACGUGGUUGGGAAAACUUGUGUGAUACUUCUGGGGAUAACAGCCCGACAGCUGCAGGUAUUCUCUCUCAGGACAGGAGGACAAAACAGGAGAACAUCCAAGGAGUACAGAGACAGCAUUCCCGCAGCAGGAUUGAUUCGGAUAGUCCUACCCAAUCCCCUGAUUUACUUGCUUCAAAACCCCAAACUCCUCUGAAUGGCAGCUCCAAAUCCACAGUGACCUCAAAGCUCAAUAUCCCCCCAAAACCAAAGAAUGUGGAACUGCCCAUUAGGCCCAAGGUUGUUGAUAAUAUAGAUGAGGCUACAACUGAAGCGCACUUCCCCAAAGGGAACAUUGCUAGCAAAGUUUCUUUAUUUGAGAAUAAAAGAACAAGCCACAGGCAGAUAGAUUUUUAUGCAACAAAGAAUAUUUCCCAGCCAAAGAAAUUUGUUGAAAGAGCCAAACUGAAUUUUGGGAAACAGGUAAAAGGGGCUGGCCUGAAAGACAGUAGCUCGUCAGUGAAAUCAACCAGCGACAUUCACACUGCCAAUGGCAAAAAGUCUGAAAAUGGUCAUUGUGAAAUAAAGGCAGACACAAGUCAGACAGAGAUUGCCAAUCAUAAGGUGGAUCAUAAACCACGGGAAGACCGUACAGUAACUCUGACCAAUCAGAUGCAGAUGGAAGACAACAGAAAUGGUUUGGAAGCAGAAGGAGAACCCGUAACGCCCCAGUCAGAAAGUAUUUUACCUUCAGUACUGGAUAAAAAACACAAUGAUCAUCCUGUUGAACUAAGCAAGUGUGAUGUCCCUUUAAGUGAGAAUAAUACCACACUUAGUGAUGAUUUACAGUUGACCAGUAAUACAGAAGACACAUUGCUACAUUCAUCUCAAGACUCUGCUGAUAAUUUAGCUGGGGAUAUUACUCCUUUGGAAGGUGGUGUGGGUUUUAGAUUAGAUUCUACGUAUACAGAUAUGGGUAAUGCACACAAUUCAGUAAAAAAAGAGCCUAUUGUCUCAACAGAUGUGCCCAAUGAUUGCCUGACUCAAGACUCCAACCCAUCACAUUUAGAUGCUGUAGACUCUGUUUUGAAGUCUUCAGUACCUUCUACCACAGAUCAGAAGCAAAUAAAUGACUGUAAAACAGUACUUGACAAAGACCGAAAAGCACAAGCACAGCCCACUGACGGAAAGGACAUCACCAAGUCACCUAAAACAAGAACGAACAAAAAGAAAACUCAAAUAGAAGAACCCAUAAACAAUGAUGCCAAAAAAGAACUUCAAAAGGAAGACAUCCUUAUCCUGCAUACAAAUGAUACCAAAUCUGAGGAUACCUGUUACUUACCAGGUAUUGAAAACCUAAAUGGAGAUGUUCAAGCACAGUCUGAACCAUUAACAGAAACCGAGGAAGUACAGAAUCCAUUAACAGAAACCGAGGAAGUACAGAAUUGUGUAGAAGGUCUUAGGGAACAUGAUUUGUUACAAAAAGAUAUGAUAAAUGAAAGCAAGAGUCUACCAACUGCUGAAUCAUUGACUUUGGAUGCAAUUAUUCAACCAAGCCGUGAAGAACCUAUGGCUGGAGAGGUAAACAAUGUUUCACCGAUUUCCACAACAUGCUCAGUUGAAACCAAUAAUGGACCUGCUAUUCAAACCAGUAAUGAACCAGAGGCUGAAAAUUCCUGUGUUAAGUCGGUUUCACCACAAAGUGACGUAAGCCUACACCAGGCAUUGGCAAACUCUCUGGAUGGUGGGGAGCCAUUACGUGAAGGUUGCUCCUCACAACAGAAUGGCUUUUCUGUAGAGUCUAAUAAAAAUGAAAGUGAACAGAUCACUCUGUGUAGUGAUAUUUCAGCCAAAGAAAGCAGCCAUGUAGUCCUGCAGAAUAUCACUAAAGACAUUGUCUCGUGUCCAGAAGCAGGAAAGGAGAAUUUGGCUCAGUACACCAGUUAUGAAAAUGAAGUGAAAUUAGCAUCGGAUAUUGAACAGGAAGAUAAUUCACAAAAGGUUUCUGAUCUGCCAGUGACUGAAAAUAAACACUUGAGUGAAUGUAGUGUUGAUGUGGUUGCAGAAGAAAUAUCAGAAGAUCUUAUAAAUACUGAAAACCAGCACAAAAAUGUUUUGAGCAAAGUUGAUAAGAAAGAAGUAGACUUUAAUAUUGACGUUGGUAACAAUAAUAGUAGUGAUGUGAAUGUGGACAAUUUGGACCUGGUGGUUUCUAGUAUACGUGAAAAUGGUUGCAUUGGUGACCCAGGUUCUAACACUUCUACUAAUGGAACCCUCCAUCCUACAGAGGAUCUUGCUGAGAAUCUCACCAAUGUACAACAUAGCCCUGAUGGCAGUUUGAACGCCUCCAUAGCAAGUGAGGAAAGUUCUUUAGAUUCAUCUUCAGACAUGGAAAAGUUUGCUGAAGCAAUCAGGAAGUUAGACAGCUCAAUUACAGUGCCUCAGAAGAGAAAAAAGCCCAGAACACCUAAAUCUCCAGGUCCAUAUUGUGGUUUACCACCUAUCCGUGAGGAUUACUUGGAAAAAAUACUGGAUACUGAAUCAUUCUCCUUUGGCUUAGGGAAGAAAGAUAGAGCAAAGGAGCUAGCACCAAUGGCAUUAUUUAAACUGCAAAGCAAAGAAACUGCUGAGAAACAGAGGCCAAAGCGGGCAUCUGCUGAACAAAGCAUGAUUUUGAAAUCUCUGAGAUCACACAAAGAGCCACUUCCGUCACCACAGGAAACAUGUGGCAAGGAAAAAGCAGAUGUUGUAGACUUAGCAGUGAAGAGAUCUCGCAUAGAGUCCAUUUAUUCCAACUUCAAAUCACCAUUUGCAGCAAGAACUGAAGAGAAUGUGUUCUCUCCCACCGUCACUACAGUCAGCACUAUAACUACCUCCUUCGACACGCCCAGAAUGGAGUUUACUCCCCUAGGCAAAAACUGUGAUCUUCUAACUACAGACUCCGCCGAGACAGUUCAUACAUUAGUACAGGAAGGUAAAGGUGAUUUAACACUGCAGUCCUCAAAUUACUCACAAAGUGACUCUGCACAGCAAGUGUUAUCCACACCUGUGCUCAGCAUGGACAGUCACCUGGAAUCCAGUAACCAAGAACACGCUGACUUGCCAGUAACACUGCCUAGUUUUAACGGCCACACUGAGGUAAACCAUAGUACACCUGAUGGAAGCAGGAGCGUGUUACCAUUUGAAAGCACUCCAACAUUAGACAAAGCUGCAAAAGACGUUUCAGAAGUCUUUUAUUUUAAGGGCCAAGAUCAAAGUUCCUUUAUGCCAAGCCUCAGUUCAGAGGUAUUUUCAAUGACAGGUGCUGAGAAAAUCAACCCCAGACCAGGAAAGGUGGUGAUUAUUUCGGAGCCUGAAUUUGGAGGUGCUGUGUUUGAAGUGUUUUCCGAUGUGAUGGAUUGUUCUUCUUGGGAGCUCUCGCCUACAAUUUGCAUCAAAACCAUAAGGGGAUGUUGGAUACUUUAUGAACAACCUAACUUUGAAGGGCGAAGCAUUCCAUUGGAGGAAGGUGACCUAGAAGUCAGUAAUCCUUGGGCAGAUGGUUCAGAGGAAGAAAAUUCUCUUUCACCAGUAGUGAUUGGAUCUUUGAGACAUGUGGUAAAGGAUUACCGCAUUUGUCAAAUCGACCUGUUCACAGACCCAGAAGGCUUAGGGAUUAUGACGUCCUAUUUUGAUGAUACAGAAGAAUUGCAGGUGUAUGGAAGACUACAGAGAACUUGCUCCAUUAAGGUGCAUUGCGGAAUAUGGUUGGUUUAUGAAGAGUCUGGAUUCCAAGGAGUACCAUAUAUUUUGGAGCCUAGAGAGUACCCUGACCUUUCAUUUUGGAAUACCCAGGAAGCAUACAUCGGAUCAAUGAGACCUUUGAAAAUGGGAAGUCGCAAAGUUGAAAUACCAUAUGAGCCAAAGAUAAUUAUAUUUGAAAAACCCAUGUUUGAAGGGAGACAAGUGGAGCUGGAAAAAGAAUUAUUGACUUUUGCAAAUUUAGAAACACUAGAAGGAAAUGGAGAGGAGCCAGAACUUCAUUUUACGACUGUUGGGUCUAUGAGAGUUCUCAGUGGGUUAUGGGUUGGCUAUGAGAAGCCUGAAUUUGAAGGUCACCAGUAUUUUCUGGAGGAAGGUGAUUAUGAGGAGUGGAAUCAAUGGGGCGGUUACAACGGAUUGCUGCAGUCAUUACGUCCUAUUUUAUCUGACUUCUCAACACCACACAUGACAAUGUACAGUGAAAAGGACCUUGACGAAAAGGCACCAAACAUCAAUGUCCUGGGUAUCAUAUCAAACAUGGAAGAAACUGGAUUUGGUGUGAAGACGCAAUCCAUUAAUGUAGUAAGUGGAGUGUGGGUAGCUUAUGAAAGCCCUGACUUUACCGGGAAGCAGUACAUACUGGAGAAGGGACUGUACUAUGACUUUAGCGACUGGGGAGGCAAGAAUUGCAAGAUUUCCUCGGUCCAACCAAUAAUUCUGGAAAGCAUUGAAACUCCCGGAGGAAAUUAUAAGGUUGAAUUGUUUUCAGAACCAGAUUUUCAAGGCCAAAGCCAAGUAUUUGCAGCAGAUAUCAAUCAUUUAGAGGAGGAAUUUAAAGUAAUGUCAUGCAAGGUUACUUCAGGCAGGUGGGCUGCAUAUGACAAGGUAGAUUUCUCAGGAAACCUGUGGGUAUUAGAAGAAGGAAUAUACCCUAAUUUAUGUGCAAUGGGUUGUCCAAAUGAUAUAGUUCUUAAAUCUUUGAAGAUUAUAAACUAUGAAUUUUCGGAACCAAAUUUAGUACUUUAUGGAAAAGAGAACCACAGAGGAAGAAGAGUCAUACUUGGCAGUGAAACAACGGAUCUGCAGGCAAUGGGCUACUCUACAGAUAUACAAUCUCUGGAGGUCCUUGGGGGGAUAUGGGUCUUUUAUGAAUACACGAAUUACAGAGGUCAGCAGCUAUUAAUAUCGCCAAGCAAGAUUGCACAGUGGCAACAAUUCAGUGGAUGGAAUAAAGUUGGAUCUCUGCGUCCCCUUCGACAGAAACGACUGUACUUCAAGCUCCGGAACAAGGGUAAUGGGAUGCUCAUGUCAACCAAUGGAAACCUGGAUGAUAUUAACCUCCUGAGGAUACAGGUCAUGGAGGACACAGGAGCUGAAGAUCAGAUAUGGGUUUACCAAAAAGGAAUCUUAAGGUGUCGGAUUGCUGAAGACUGUAGCCUUGCUAGUGCAGGGACACUGAUUACGGCAGGUUGCAAGCUUAGCUUGAGUCUAGAACAGAGCGGAACAAGCAUGCGUUGGAGCGUCAAACCUGAUGGCAGGAUCUACAGCUGCUCAAAGCCAAAUCUUGUUUUAGACAUCAAAGGGGGCAGUCAGUAUGAUCAGCAACAUGUUGUCUUGAACCCCGUUACAGAAGGGAAGCUCACCCAGCUGUGGGAAAUGUGUGUGCUAUAAUGAGACACUGCUAUGGACCUUGAGGUGCCAAUAAACAGACACAUUGCAUUGUUGGUGCUAUGCACUAUCUGCCUGCACUGCUAUUGGGAGCUCCUCAUCCUAACCCUUACAGAGGACAUGUUUACUACACAGCUGAGGAUGCAGAGGUUUCAGCUGCUUACAAAUUAGAUGCUAUAUCCAGAUGGAUUUCUAAUAACCUGCAUUUGUUUAAAAAGUAAAGCCUCUGCAAUGAAAUCUCAUGUAAACCUUCUGGCACAGUCCUGUUUAUUGGACUAGCAACGUGGAUCCAGUGACGGAUUAGCCUAGACAUGUAUAUAGACUAUAUAUGAGGUGACUAGAUUCUAUUACAGACUUUUUAUCAUGGAAAAUUUUAUCAUCUGAGUGAUAUCUACGCUGUUUUUACUAUAGACAUUCAAUCAUAAUUAACAGUAUUUGCUAUGCCUUAAUGGAAAGUAUGCUCACAGAACCCGAGAGUUCACCAGCACUGUGGAGCUGUAUAUUCCAGAACCCAACAAGCGUUUACAGGAUGUUUCUUUCUCACAUACAUCAGUCUCGGCUCAGCAUAGCCUUGAAAAAAAUAUUGUAUUUUAUGUGUGUGUGUUUUGUACCUAUUAUUCAGAAUCUUAGGACUUCUCCAUAAGGGUUUUUUGUGUAGUUUGGAACAUCAUGCUUAAAAUAUUUUAAAGUACGUUUAUAUUACCCAUACUCCCUUCCUCAUUAAAUGGUUUAGCUGGGCUAUCUACCGUGAAGCAAGGAGGAAAUGCUCAGUGAGAGUUUCUGCUUGUAGGGCAAUGGGAGAGAUAGUAAAAUCGCAUUUGCCGAAGAGGUGAAUCGUAUUCUUCCUCUUUCAUUGUUUCUGUGCAUGCACCGGUCUAACACCUGCCAGUGGCACAAUCCGUGGCUGCAUAUUCCGACAGCAAGGGACAGUGCUGUGUGUGCGGUAGCUGGAGCUGUAGAAAUCAAUAACUGUACAUGUUAGAACAGUCAGUGCCACUGAUCGGUCAUAACUUUGAAAAUUCGUCUGGUUCACUAUCUAGAUAUAACGUCUUUUAUAAUGACAUGGCCGCUUAGUGUCCCUGCCAUUCUGAUUACUUCCCUGCAUUAUUACAUGCAGAAAAGCAGUAACUGCAACACAGAACUUGUGCAACUACCACUAAUACAUUUAACAACCAUUCAUACAUCUCCCUCAAUAUUACUGAAUCUAAUACCUGUGUGUGUAUACUUAUAAUGAUAUGUUCUUAUUCUAGUUUUUACUUCCGCAAAAUGUUGUGCUGUUCUGAAACAUGGUUAGUAACAAUGACCAGAUGCCUUCGAAAGUAUCGCAUUUUGUAAGGUCUAUCCUGUUAUAUACAGUAGUACCAGUGGCAUCACUACUGGGGUAUGGGUGGCACCCAGGUGCCACCCGCUGAGGGGUCACAACAAAAUGCAGGCUCCUGCUCAGUGACAGGAGAUGGGUGCGACACUGUAACAUUACGUGCAGCACCUGACUUCUGUCACAGUGUAAGACCCAACACUGCAGCCACAGCAAUCUCCAGGUGCAACACGCAUCUCCUGGAGUGAUGGAAAUGGGGUUUGGGACGCUAAGCCUCGCAUGGGCCCUUCUCUACCGCACUGGGUGUCAGAGAAGUAAGGGACACCACUGAGUGGUACUACUGUUAGAUAAAAGACAUGGUUUUCAUGGGAAUUUGAUAUUAUGGGCCUUUUUAUGUGUGUGUCUUGUGUGAUUUCAGAGUCUGGUCUUUUAACAGUUUCUGUAAUCCAAACAUUUAAAGAGGCAAAGUGACUGUAUGUAUACUAGAUUUACAUUACGCAAGUAACCCCUAAACCGAUCCUAAAUAAUGUCACACUUAUGUGGUGUAGCACUGAUAUGAACUUCGCACCUUAAGGAGAGACACGAAUUAUAAAAUUACACUGGAAUUUUAAAGCUUUAUUUUAGAAUAUCGCAAAGAAAUCUAUAAAUGUUUUUAUUUAAACAAUUUAAAAAAAGCAUACAAAAUGUGCCUUACCUAUUUCACUUUACGUGAACCAAAAACUACGAUUGUGUGUUCUGAAAAGUUAUCCAGCAUAUGGGAGUUAACUGCAAAUAGUUCCUGUUCUGUUGUUUCUGUAUAUUUCUUAUGGUGGAUUUUUUUUUUAUAGAAACUUAACAAAAUUGGAAAAUAAAUUGGACAAAUAUUCUAAAUAAAAUCUGUGUUUUAUUAAUCUCAA
Molecule: messenger RNA, 10070 nt
Organism: Pseudophryne corroboree (corroboree frog)
Lineage: Eukaryota; Metazoa; Chordata; Amphibia; Anura; Myobatrachidae
Gene: CRYBG1
Product: crystallin beta-gamma domain containing 1
Exons: 22
Coding region: 495-7862 (2455 amino acids)
Source: RefSeq, a predicted model, not a curated record